AUGAAACCAACUAUAGACGUGGAAUCGUUACGUACAGAGCACGAAUCUGACGAGCAAUGGGAAGUUCGUCGUAAUUUCAUGCUGGAGCAUAAGGAUAGCUUUGAAGAAGCUGAGCUGGUCACUUUAGCUCAGUUAUUCACCAACAUUGAGUUUUUGGGAUGCAGAUACCCUCCACAAACAAUGAAAAGAAUAGCAAAGCUAGCUGAGAAGGUUUCUAAAACUUACAAAGACAGCAGAAAGAAUAAGCUGAAGAGAACAUUUGUACAAGCGAGCGACGCUGCGGAACAAAAGGCUAAAAGAAGUUUUAAGUAA
This is a messenger RNA of Parnassius mnemosyne (clouded apollo), 312 nucleotides long. NCBI's taxonomy places the organism in Eukaryota, Metazoa, Arthropoda, Insecta, Lepidoptera, Papilionidae. The record is from the annotation of a GenBank genome assembly.